Messenger RNA from Lachnellula hyalina, 852 nucleotides. RefSeq names its product Methyltransferase (gene psoC). The transcript has 3 exons. Bases 1 to 852 code for a protein of 283 amino acids. NCBI's taxonomy places the organism in Eukaryota, Fungi, Ascomycota, Leotiomycetes, Helotiales, Lachnaceae. The record is from RefSeq and is a predicted model, not a curated record.
AUGUCUCCAGCUCCCGAGAAUCACUUAAGUGCAUCGGAUCAUGUUCCUACUGAUGUUCCUACCAGUAAAAGAUUGCUUGAUCAGCAUACUGUUGUCAUUCAAGCUCUAGGUGGAAGUCUAGUUCUGGCUCCCAUAGAUCUCAGCAAGUCUAACCUCAAAAUUUUAGAUUCUGCAACAGCGGACGGCCAUUGGCUACAUGAGCUCGCAACAAGCCACGCUACCUCGCAUGGCAACAGAUAUAUAGGCACUGAUAUAAAUACUGGCUUUUUCCCGAAGUCUCACGGUCCCCAGUACCAAUUCUACAAACACAAUAUGGCCAACGCGUGGCCUCUGGAAGAGCACUCCACUUUCGAUCUAGUACAUCAACGCUUGUCUCUUCCUGGCGCAGCGCCAGCAUCACUCUCCCAAGCAGUUCAAAACCUGUUUGCUCUCGUCAAGCCCGGGGGCUGGAUCCAGUUGGUCGAGGCCGAGCAAGUUGCUCCCGACUCGGGACCUGUUUUCCUCGAGUUUCUUGAGCUUGUGCGGGCUGUUUUUGAUACAACAGGGGCGGGUUGGAAGUAUGCUGGAGAAAUGAGGGGAUGGCUAGAAACCGCGGGCGCCGUGGAUAUAGAGGAGAUUUCGGUGGACAUGGCACUAGGGGCGACUAAUAAGAACAGAGAAUUGAUAGAAAUUGGGGCAAGUAGCACGGCUGGCGCUAUGACAGGGCUAAUAAUGCAUGCUAAAGCUAUGGGUCUCAAAACGGCCCUGACGGAAGAAUCGCUGAACACUCUACCUGAAAGACUUUAUACUGAAUUGAUAGAGACUGGGGCUCAUUAUCCUCUUCGAGCGGUAUGGGGGAGAAAAAAACUGUAA